Pneumocystis jirovecii RU7 is the source of this 1530-nucleotide messenger RNA. RefSeq lists its product as uncharacterized. Bases 1 to 1530 code for a protein of 509 amino acids. NCBI's taxonomy places the organism in Eukaryota, Fungi, Ascomycota, Pneumocystomycetes, Pneumocystales, Pneumocystaceae. The transcript has 7 exons. The record is from RefSeq and is a predicted model, not a curated record.
AUGUCUUUGAUUUAUUCACUGGAGCAGCUAUUUGAUAUUAGAAACUCUCCUUUUGUUAAGAAACCAGAUAGAUUACCUGACGGAAUAGGAUUUGAAUCUAAUAAUGUUGAUUAUAAUAAAAUGAAAGGUGAAUCUGAUAUUUUCAACAAAGAAAGACCGGGUAAUAUUGAAAUAUUUAAAAGUCAAAAAUCUUUUUAUACUUCGGAUUCAGAUAAAAUGCUUUUGACUCUAGAUUGUGAUUCUUCUAUGUCUUUUGUCUCCGCCCCUUUAAAGGCUAGGAAUAUUGGUAAUAAUGAUGAUAAUUCGAAAAAAGUGACUGAAUUUUGUAAUUCUUGGAAAAUUAUUGGACGUACUACAAAUUCUUUAGAAUCUAAUGAUUCUCUUGGGUGUAGAGCUAAUAAUGAUGAAAAACGUAUAAAUUUAAUACGAGUGGCACAUGAUAAUUCUAAGAUUAUAGAUAAACCAAUUUUUAGAGAUGAUAAAGGAAUUAUUGAAGAAAAGAAGAGUUAUAAACAUAAAACACGUACUGAUUUUCGUAAUAAAAAAUGUCGAAACUACUCUGUUCCUAUUGUCCAUGAAGAUGUAGCGUUGAAAAAAAUACUUUAUAGAAAUGAAAUCCAGGGCGUUGGUAUAUUGAAUUUAGAAAAUGUGGUAAAAAAUGAUUUUUCCGAUGAUUUUAAACAUUUGAAAACAGAUAUAAAAAAUAUAACUAAUAUUCCUAAUAUUUUUGAUAAUAAUUUAAAAAAUUAUUCUAAUUUAGAGCAUGCAAUUUUUUCUGAUGAGAUGAUUAAUAAAGAUAAAAUAUCUGCGUUGCGCGUUUCACAAAAGACGUUAUCUAUAGAACAUGAAAAAAAACGUAUUUUGGAUUCUAAUGAAAGUUUUUAUGAUAAUUCUCCUAAUUUCCCUCAAUCAAAGAUUGUUGAUGGUGGAUUUGACUCUGUACACUCUUUGUCAAAUUUGACACAUCCUUUAAAAUAUUCUGAUGUUAAUUCUAAUAAGACAUCUCGUUUUUUUAAUUUUUUUACCGCUGAUUCUAUAAAGUCUGAAAGUAAUGUUAGAAAAUUGAACUCAACUUCUUUGUUAAAUACUUGUUUUUCGGAUGAAACAACAAAUGAUAAUUUUUUAUCCACUAGGUUUUCGACUACUGGUUUAGUAAAUGAAUUGGAUUAUACACAUGAAGAUUCUCGAAUUUCUUUUUCUAAUUCUAGAACAAAUGAUGAUAUAGUUGGUUUUCAAAGAAUAAUGGCUAUGUUGAAAAAAUCAAAUCAGUCGAUUUCCAAUGAUCAUUUAGUAUCUUGCGAAAUGAUAUCUGAAGAUAUGACAUAUAAAAACAAUGAACAUCGUAUACAAGUUACUGAUGAUAUGACUAAAUAUGAAUCAGUUAUGAAUAAAGAUAGUUCCGAUUCAAAUUUUUUUAUGAGUUUACUUAAUCAGUCUUCUCGUUUAUCUUCCUUUCAUAAUGCUUCUGAAAAUGAGAUUUUACAAAUUUGUAAUAUUUCGAAUGAAAUGUCUAGAUAUAAUAGUAAAUAG